Drosophila ficusphila is the source of this 2746-nucleotide messenger RNA. It is a transcript of the gene Mcm6, whose product is annotated as DNA replication licensing factor Mcm6. Gene Ontology annotation, biological process: mitotic DNA replication; DNA replication initiation; double-strand break repair via break-induced replication. Gene Ontology annotation, molecular function: ATP binding; single-stranded 3'-5' DNA helicase activity; single-stranded DNA binding. NCBI's taxonomy places the organism in Eukaryota, Metazoa, Arthropoda, Insecta, Diptera, Drosophilidae. The record is from RefSeq and is a predicted model, not a curated record. The coding region runs from base 102 to 2552 and encodes 816 amino acids. The transcript has a single exon. Gene Ontology annotation, cellular component: MCM complex; nucleus.
CAAAAAAGGCGCCAAAAAUUGGCAAAGCACGCAGCUGUAAACAUUUACCGCGUUCAAUCAAUAGCGUUUAUUUAUCAGUUUGAAACAAACAGCGACCCAAAAUGGAUGUGGCAGAUGCUCAGGUCGGUCAGCUGCGCGUCAAGGACGAGGUGGGCAUCCGCGCCCAGAAGCUGUUCCAGGAUUUCCUCGAGGAGUUCAAGGAGGAUGGCGAGAUCAAGUACACACGUCCGGCUGCCAGCCUGGAAUCGCCGGAUCGCUGCACCCUGGAGGUCAGUUUCGAGGACGUGGAGAAGUAUGAUCAGAAUCUGGCCACCGCCAUCAUCGAGGAGUACUACCACAUCUAUCCGUUCCUCUGCCAAUCGGUUUCGAACUACGUAAAGGACAGGAUUGGCCUGAAGACCCAGAAGGACUGCUAUGUGGCCUUCACUGAGGUGCCCACACGGCACAAGGUCCGCGAUCUGACCACAUCGAAGAUUGGCACCCUGAUCCGGAUCUCUGGCCAGGUGGUGCGCACCCAUCCGGUGCAUCCGGAACUCGUUUCCGGCGUCUUUAUGUGCCUCGACUGCCAGACGGAGAUCCGCAAUGUGGAGCAGCAGUUUAAGUUCACCAACCCCACCAUUUGCCGUAAUCCGGUGUGCUCCAACCGCAAGCGUUUCAUGCUGGAUGUGGAGAAGAGUCUGUUCCUGGAUUUCCAAAAGAUCCGUAUCCAAGAGACCCAGGCGGAGUUGCCCCGCGGCUGUAUACCGCGUGCCGUGGAGAUCAUCCUCCGUUCCGAGUUGGUGGAAACCGUUCAGGCUGGCGAUCGCUACGACUUCACCGGCACCUUGAUCGUGGUGCCCGAUGUGAGUGUCUUGGCAGGCAUCGGCACUCGAGCGGAGACCAGUUCGCGCCACAAGCCCGGCGAGGGAAUGGAGGGAGUCACCGGCUUGAAGGCCCUCGGCAUGCGGGAGCUCAACUACCGGAUGGCGUUCCUCGCCUGCAGCGUUCAGGCAACCACAGCCCGUUUUGGCGGCACGGACCUGCCCAUGUCGGAGGUGACGGCGGAGGACAUGAAGAAGCAGAUGACGGACGCCGAGUGGCACAAGAUCUACGAGAUGUCCAAGGACCGCAAUCUCUACCAGAACCUGAUCAGCAGCCUGUUCCCCUCGAUCUACGGCAACGACGAAGUGAAGCGUGGCAUUCUCCUGCAGCAAUUCGGUGGCGUUGCCAAAACCACAACCGAAAAGACCUCGCUGCGUGGCGACAUCAAUGUGUGCAUCGUGGGCGAUCCCAGCACGGCCAAGUCGCAGUUCCUCAAACAGGUCUCCGACUUCUCGCCGAGGGCGAUCUACACUUCCGGCAAGGCCUCCUCCGCCGCUGGCUUAACGGCGGCCGUUGUGCGCGACGAGGAGUCCUUCGACUUUGUCAUCGAGGCGGGCGCCCUGAUGUUGGCCGACAACGGCAUUUGCUGCAUCGACGAGUUCGACAAGAUGGAUCAGCGCGAUCAGGUGGCCAUUCACGAGGCCAUGGAGCAGCAGACCAUAUCGAUAGCCCGCGCCGGAGUGCGAGCCACUCUGAAUGCUCGCACCUCGAUUCUGGCUGCGGCCAAUCCCAUCAACGGACGCUACGAUCGCUCCAAGAGUCUGCAGCAGAACAUCCAGUUGUCGGCGCCCAUUAUGUCGCGUUUCGAUCUGUUCUUCAUCCUGGUGGACGAGUGCAACGAGGUGGUGGACUAUGCCAUUGCCCGCAAGAUCGUUGACCUGCACUCCAACAUCGAGGAGUCCGUGGAGCGGGCCUACACACGCGAAGAGGUCCUGCGCUAUGUGACUUUCGCCCGUCAGUUCAAACCGGUCAUCGGUACGGAGGCCGGACGCAUGCUGGUGGAGAACUACGGACACCUGAGGCAGCGGGAUACGGGCACGGCGGGCCGGAGCACCUGGAGGAUCACAGUGCGUCAGCUGGAGUCGAUGAUCCGACUGAGCGAGGCCAUGGCCAAGCUGGAGUGCUCGAAUCGUGUGCUGGAGCGGCACGUGAAGGAGGCCUUCCGCUUGCUUAACAAAUCCAUUAUCCGCGUCGAGCAGCCGGACAUUCAUUUGGACGAAGACGACGGCCUGGAUGUGGACGAUGGCAUUCAGCACGACAUCGACAUGGAGAACAACGGGUCGGCGGCAAAUGUGGAUGAGAACAUGGAUACCUCGGCAAGCGGUGCUGUGCAAAAGAAGAAGUUCACCCUGUCCUUCGAGGACUACAAGAAUCUGUCCACCAUGCUGGUGCUGCACAUGCGCAGCGAGGAGGCGCGCUGCGAAGUGGAGGGCAACGAUACGGGCAUGAAGCGCAGCGAUGUCGUCACCUGGUAUCUGGAGCAGGUGGCCGAGCAAAUCGAGUCCGAGGACGAGCUCAUCUCGCGCAAGAACCUCAUCGAGAAGCUGAUCGAUCGCCUCAUCUACCACGAUCAGGUUAUUAUUCCCCUAAAGACCACCACGCUGAGGCCCAAGACAAAGGAUACGGAAAAGGACCAAGCGGAGGACGAGGAUCCCCUGUUGGUCGUUCAUCCCAACUACAUUGUGGAGUAAACAACAACAACAACACCAGCUGUUUAUUAUACCCCUAAAACUAGUUAAGUUUCUGUUUCCACUUCACUUUUUUUGGUACUUAGCUGUAAGUUUAGAGACUACUAAAACCAUUAACCAUUUUUGGCCCAUUUGCGGUCCAGUCACGUUCCAAUUCAUUUAUGUUUUCGCCAAAAUAAACGUUCAUCUCAAGUGCA